Molecule: messenger RNA, 1626 nt
Organism: Ornithodoros turicata
Lineage: Eukaryota; Metazoa; Arthropoda; Arachnida; Ixodida; Argasidae
Product: cholinesterase 1-like
Exons: 1
Coding region: 43-1626 (527 amino acids)
Biological process (GO): choline metabolic process; acetylcholine catabolic process
Cellular component (GO): plasma membrane
Molecular function (GO): acetylcholinesterase activity
Source: RefSeq, a predicted model, not a curated record
CGCGCCUUAGAACGGCUUCGCGUUCUGCGGAACGGUGCUGGGAUGUCGUACUUCUGUUUGGUUGUGAUUGUGGGACUCAUCGCCUUGUGUUCGGACUUCGUUGUUGGCGAUGUGGACAGCAAGCAGCCAUUAGUCAAGACAAGGUACGGUGAUGUUGCUGGGAUCCGCAAUGCCGUCGACGGGCGAAUCGUGAACCGUUUUGUUGGUAUACCGUUUGCGGAACCACCCACAGGGAAACGGCGCUUCCGGAAGCCUGUCCCGGCGAAGCCCUGGAGUAGAGUUUUGAACGCUACUAAGUACUCCCCGUCCUGUAUGCAACUGCCUUUGCAACUUGACGAGAGGUUGUUCAUAGAUUUUGGACCCUCUGCAGAGGACUGUCUUUACUUGAACGUGUGGCAGCCGCAAGGUGCUGCAAAGUGUGCAAGCAAUGCAACCGCAUGUAAACUGCGCCCCGUUAUUGUUUACAUUUAUGGUGGUGGAUUUGUGGCCGGAAGCGGCAGUUUCUUCACCUUCCGAGGCGAUAGAUUCGCAGCUGCGAUGGACAUCGUCUACGUCACCUUCAACUACAGGCUUGGUAUCUUCGGAUUCCUUCAAACUCGGCGUCCUGGGUAUUCUGGCAAUGCCGGGCUUUACGACCAAUUGCUAGCAUUGAAGUGGGUGAAGGAUAAUAUCAAAAGUUUCGGUGGGGAUCCAAACUUGGUCACUGUCUGGGGUCAGAGCGCCGGUGCUAUUUCUCUCGGGUACCACAUGGUUUCUCCACUGAGCAAAGGACUCUUCCAGCGUGCAUUCUUUCAGAGUGGCACUAUGGCAACGGGCCUCACGCUACAGAAAUUGAAUAAUGUUGGGAACGCGCAAAGAGUAUUAGGCCUGUUCGGUUGCUACAAUGGGACUGUACCGUGGAAGCUUCAAGCUGAUCGCAGCAUUGAGUGCCUUCAAAAGGUUGACGCAAAGGAACUUUUGGACAGAACGUACAUGGAAUUGCCACUUACUGCAGUCUCUUUCCUUCCGUCAUACGGAGACGACUUUUUACCCAGCAAUCCACUGCAACACGGCACUAACAUAAAGACAGGUCAUGAAAUACUGAUAAGCACAACUGCCAAUGAAGGCUCGCUGUUCAUGAUUGGCGUUUUGCUAAGGAAUCCUCACCUGCGAAGUGUCGUUGCGCAAGACAUUCGUACACCGACAAGGAUUUUAAUGCGGCUACUUUUACACAUCCCAAACUCGAAAACUGGUCAACUUCUCGACGCUUACAUAGGAAAAGUUGAAAAGGGGCCCCUGCAUGAAACUCAGUGGAAGAAAGACCUGUCCAAACUCUUUGGAGAUGUAUUGUUUGAGUGCAGUGCCGACACUUUCACCUCAGUGGCAAACCGGGAAGGGCAUCCAGUGUAUAGGUUCCUAUUCAACCACAGGCCAACCUAUGCCACUUGGGACAAAUGGUUCGGCGUCGGCCACGGUGACGACGUGGCUUUCACUUCAGGAAACACGAGACAAUUCAGUGACUCUAUUAUUCUACACAGUAACAUUGUUGGUAGCAAAGAAAUGCCGCCGAGGCAGCCGACAGAAGAAGAGGUAGAGUUCUCACAUGACAUCGUGAAGAUUAUUGGAAGCUUCGCCGAAUUCGGGUGA